AUGCUGUUGCCACUUCUAUCGAUUCUGGCGGUGACCAUGGCUUAUCCUCAUACCACCGUGGACCCAUCACUCCUUGUGGAUGUCUUUGGGACCCCACCAGCUACUGUCAGACCGACAAACUUACCACCCAGGCUUGAAGACAUUACAGUGAAGCCAACGGAAAGCGGUUUUAUAAACACGAACAGUAAUGGCGAGCCGUGCCAAUGUCUACCUUACUACCUGUGUGAUAGUGACCUAAAUGAUGUACACAGUAACAACGCCAGUGUCACAGGAUACGAAUUGUUAGACGUUAGAUUCGGCGUCAACGAUGACUGUCAGGAGAGUGUGGAGAGAUGCUGCAAGAAGUCCAAGCCUUACGUGGAACCCACAACCCCUGAACCCCCAACAAAAAGGGGUUGUGGGUAUCGCAACCCACACGGUAUCGGCUUCAAAAUAACCGGCGGAAAUGGUGACGAGGCUCAGUUCGGUGAGUUCCCGUGGGUUGUGGCGCUGCUUGACGCUGCUAACGGCAGCUAUGUUGGGGUGGGGGUGCUCAUACACCCCCUCGUGGUCAUGACUGGGGCACAUGUUGUAUACAAAUACCCGGCCGGUGGUCUGAUCGCCCGAGCAGGUGAAUGGGACACGCAGACUACCAAGGAACCUCUCAAGUCACAGGAGAGGCUCGUCGAAGAUAUUGUUAUUAAGGAAGGUUUCCACCCUAAGACUCUCUUUAACGACAUGGCCCUACUCCGCCUGCAGCGCCCUCUGGAGCUGGCCGCUCACAUCAACGUCAUCUGUCUGCCGGAGCAAGACGAGGAGUUAGACUACAGCCGGCAAUGUGUUGCUAACGGAUGGGGGAAGAACGUGUUUGGUGGAAGAGGUCGUUACGCGGUGAUUCUGAAGCGCGUGGACGUAGACAUGGUGCCCUUCGACCAGUGUGCCAACCUGUUAAAGAGGACCCGCCUCGGGAACCACUUCCAACUACACAGGAGCUUCGUGUGCGCUGGUGGGGAGGAGGGAAGAGAUACAUGUCAGGGUGACGGCGGCGCGCCCCUCUCAUGUCCUAUCAGCGAGAAUCGUUACAAGCUCAGCGGUUUAGUCGCUUGGGGUAUAGGUUGUGGGGAGAAAGAUGUACCGGCCGCGUACGUGAGAGUCUCCAUGUUCAGAAGGUGGACAGACGAUAAUAUGUUAUCCUGGGGUCUCAACACCGAUGGAUACACGGCGUAUUGA
Molecule: messenger RNA, 1209 nt
Organism: Danaus chrysippus (African queen)
Lineage: Eukaryota; Metazoa; Arthropoda; Insecta; Lepidoptera; Nymphalidae
Source: the annotation of a GenBank genome assembly